GACUUCCGGCGCGGGCCGCCAUGGUGCGCUUCAAGCACAGGUACCUGCUCUGCGAAGUAGUGUCCGACGACUCGCGCUGCCGCCUCAGCCUGGACGACCGAGUGCUGGUCGGCCUCGUCCGGGACACGAUCGCCCGGGUGCACGGGACCUUCGGCGCCGCCGCCUGCUCCGUCGGCUUCGCGGUUCGAUACCUCAAUGCCUACACUGGAAUAGUGCUACUUCGAUGCAGAAAGGAAUUCUACCAGCUCCUAUGGUCAGCUCUUCCCUUUAUCACUUAUUUGGAGAACAAAGGACACCGUUAUCCAUGUUUUUUCAACACAUUACAUGUGGGAGGUACCAUUAGGACGUGUCAGAAGUUCCUGAUUCAGUACAACAGGAGACAGCUGCUGAUCCUGCUGCAGAAGUGUACGGACGAAGGAGAGAGGGAAGCUAUCCAGAAGGCCGUCACAAGAAGCUCUUUACUAGAGGAAGAAGAGUCGGCUGAGGAAGAGCUUUCAGACAGUGCUGGCGAGGCCACCGAAGCAACGGAGUGAACUUCUGGUGCCCACACGGCAGGCUUCUCUGUGCUCAAGUGCAGUCUGCAAACCAAGCGACUCGUGACCAGAUUGAAAGGAAGGACUCAUUUAACACAACAUGAAGUUGCUUUACCAGCCACCCCUGGAUAGGGGUCCAAUAGGUUGUGAAGGCUCUGCACAGACAUUAUUGUAUGGAAUUGCAUUGCUGAAUAGUUUGAAUAAAUAACUUUGGCUUCCAUAGAA
Jaculus jaculus (lesser Egyptian jerboa) is the source of this 758-nucleotide messenger RNA. RefSeq names its product POP5 homolog, ribonuclease P/MRP subunit (gene Pop5). The coding region runs from base 21 to 533 and encodes 170 amino acids. Gene Ontology annotation, cellular component: ribonuclease P complex. NCBI's taxonomy places the organism in Eukaryota, Metazoa, Chordata, Mammalia, Rodentia, Dipodidae. Gene Ontology annotation, molecular function: ribonuclease P RNA binding. Gene Ontology annotation, biological process: tRNA 5'-leader removal. The transcript is spliced from 5 exons. The record is from RefSeq and is a predicted model, not a curated record.